AUGAAUGCUGAAAAGUCAAAUGACAAAGCAAAGAAUGGCUUGAAUUCUACCUUACUUAUACGGGAUGAAAAUGGAAAUAGCUACUCAUGUGACAGAGCUACACCUUCCUCAAAGAACUGUGCCACCAAGAUACAUGGUAACUCAUCUGACCAAAAUAUAGUGACUGAGAAUGAAGUUUACACUGUUCUUGAAAGUCAGAGUGAUGUCACAAGUUUUCUUUUAAAACAGCAGUGUAUUGAAGCACUUAAUCUGCAGAAGACACCUGAUAAAUAUGACUGCACAGGAGCUCUGUUGGAAGCUGGAGAUGCUGCAUGCAGGUCUUCUGUGACUGAACAGACUUCCAUUUAUCCUUUGAACUGUGACUUGAAAGAAACAGCAAACUUCCAGAAAGGCGAUGUUGCUGUGGAAAAAAUGCAAAAUCAGAGUAUCAAACCAUCUGUGCCUUACAGUCAGACUGACUUUAAGUGUGUAUUACCUCUUCCUGCGUCAGGGCAGAACAUGCAGUCCCUUUUGAAGGACAGGGCACAUUGUCACCUGAGCAUAUUGGAUGCUACUAAUGUUAUAGGUGAAACUCAGGAAACUGAUCAAGAUGACAUGCACCUGAGGAAAACUCUUAUCUCUUCUCAAGCAUGUAUGAGAGAGAGGUUUGGUAGAACUAGCUCAGGAAGAACACCUAAUUUCCACUCUACAAUAGUGGCUUCAGAAAGCCCAGACGAUGCCGAUUCAGAACUUGAAGUGUGUUGUCCUGCCUCUGCAGGUGUUGAACACCAUCUAAAAAACACUGACAAGAUUGAUAAAGAAUCACAGGAAACAGAAGCACAGUACAUAAAACUAGCUGCUGGGUGUAUAGAACCCUACAGGCAAGAUGCAUUAUCGCCAGGCAUUAAGAUAAAUGAAGAUGGCCAAGUGAAAUCCUUUCAGGAUACCCCUGAACAUGAUGAACCUAGGAAUUUCAAUGCUGAAACAUGCAUGGGUAGUCCUGCAAAUAAUGUGCACCUUCUCCUGGAAGAUAAAAUGAAUGGAGAACAAGUAUCAAAGAAAACCAGUGAAUCCUUAACCAAAGAGCAAAGUGUCUUUGAAAAUGUUGCUCUUCAGGAUAUGCACAUCUCUUCCUUAUCUUGCAGUGUACCAAAAUUGAAGAGGACUGUAAUGCCUGACCUGAAAUGUGAAGCAACUUUUUUGGUCUUCAGUCCCAUGGCUGAUGAAAGUAAUGCUGCUGUAUGUACUUCAACCCCCAAAGAACAAUCAAAAAAUACGACUUUCUGUCUUUCAGCAUUGUCAGAGCUUGGAGACAAGACUCCUAAACUAAGAUCCAAUGGCGCAUUUGUAGGAGACCACAACAGAAGGCCUUUGCUUAAAGCUAAUUCAGGUCAGACUGCAGGAAAACCAGUGGGCAAGUCUCCUGUUGUGUCAACAAUAACCAAAGCAAAGAAAUCGGAGAUUGUUAGUUUUCCCAAACCUAAUUUCAAAAACGUGAAGCCAAAGGUUAUGUCUAGGCCUGUGCUACAGUCAAGAGAUAGUGCAUCAUUAAAACAGUCCCCCCAGGCCCCACAGUUAUCGGCUGUCUCCUCAUCUUCGCCGGCUACUCCCCCAAGGCAAUUGUCCCCCUCUAUGAAAGUGCUGAAAAAGAAAGUAGAUCUAACUAAAGACACUAAAGUGGAAUUGCCUGGGAGUAAGCCCCAUAAGCUAAAUCUUAACAAACACCUCAUCACUAGCCAAGUUGUACGUGCUACAGCACAUCCCAGAAAUGCUUCCCACAAGGCUUCCAAGACACCUGUGUUAAAGCAGGUUCCGGAAGACACUGGCAAAGCAAUCUCUACCCAUUCAGCAUGCUCCUCAGUUUCUGCAGUGCUUCCAAAGUGCAUAGAGAACUCAAAAGAGAUGCUAAAUGAUAAAAUGGAAAGUUCAGACUCUUCAGUGUAUUCAUGUGCUCAAAACACCUACCUGACCGGAGGUGAAAAAGAACAAAGAAGCAACAUGGGAAUUCUGGAAGGAACCUUGUUAAAAGAUGUGGCAAAUGAAACGCUUGAGCUGCAUUCUGCUCCUUUGAUGCCUUCUGUGAAAGAUGGGACAACACCAGAGAAAAACACACUGAAGAAAGGCCCAAUCACACUACGAAGGGUAUCAACUCCCAAGGUUAAAAUGGUGCCAUCUGUGUUGCCCUUGAAGAGAGGAUGUGAAAGUAAAACUAUGAGUACCAUGAAAGCACCUUCUCACAAAGGAGCUGUUCUGUCAUCAAGCUCUGGUGUAGGAUCUUUACCAGGAGAGAAGCAUGCCUCCGUGAAAAAUUCUCCAGCUUCCUGGGCUAGCUCCAGUAAACUGCUAGCCAAAUCCAAAGUGCCUGUCAAAAGAACUGUGCUUGAGAGAACACCUAGCAUCUCAUCAGUCAGCAGCACUCAGAGUGAGAGAAGUCUUUUCAGCAGUAACUCUGCAAGUACCACAGUCAUCAUCAAGAAUGGAGAAUGGCCUUCAAAACCAGCCUGCCAAAAUGGUACCUCGGGAUCUGUGCCUUUGAAAGCAGUACCAAGACCUAGAUUACACUCGUUGAAGUCAACUCCAAAAGGAGCCAAGGCCAGGCCUACUUCACUGAACCAAUGCAUACCAAAAUCAGCUGGACCACUGCAUUCAGCAAGGAGAGUCAGUGAGGCUAGAGGUACUUUUGGAAGAAAUAGACACCAAAGCUUAUCUUGUUGGGGUUCUGUUGACAAAGGCAAGGAGCGAAGUCCCAAGAGCUCAUGCAUACAGACUCAAGCAGUCACAGAUGUGCAUUUGCCUGGCACGAAAACAGCUGAGUUGACACAUUACAAAACAACAUGUGAGACCCAGAAUGGAAUCAUCCUGCAGCUGAAAAAACUCCUCACAAGCAGUAACCUGAAGUUUGAAGCAUUAACAGUUGUGAUCCAGCACCUGCAGUCUAAGAGAGAUGAAGUACUGAAACAGCAUGAAGACUUAUCUCAAGAACUACUUAACCUUCGAGGAGAACUAGCAACCACUUCUGCAACUUGUGAGAAACUGGAGAGAGACAGAAAUGAACUUGAAAUUGCUCAUGAAGGAUUUUUGCAGAAGCUAAACCAGCAACAUCAGAAUGAUUUAGCUGAGCUGGAGGAGAGGCUUAAAGAGUUUUACACUGCAGAAUGUGAGAAACUCCAAAGUAUCUGCAUUGAAGAAGCUGAAAAGUACAAAGCGCAACUCCAGGAGCAGGUGGACAACUUAAAUGUCACACAUGAAAACAUUAAGCUGGAACUUGAAAACAAACACUCAGAAAAAGUAGAGGAGCUGAAAAAGGAGUAUGAAUCCUCUUUUUCAGAGCUCAAGAGUGCCCAUGAAUCUGAAAGGACAUUGCUUGAAGAUUCCUUUAAAGAGAAGCAGGAGUUGCUAGAGAAAGAAAUCAACGAAUUAAAAUGUGAAAACAAUUCUCUGAGUGAGAAGUUGGAAUUGGAAAAGCAAAAACAAAUAGCCAAAGAAAAAGCCAAUCUUAAGCACCCCCAGAUAAUGUAUCUGGAACAGGAGCUGGAAAGUUUGAAAGCAGUGCUGGAGAUCAAGAAUGAGAAACUUCAUGAGCAGGAUAUAAAGCUAAUGAAGAUGGAAAAACUGCUGGAGAACAAUGCAAUCUUAACAGACAAAAUAAAGAAGGUUCAGCAAGAAAAUGAGGAAUUAAAAGCUCGGAUGGACAAACACAUGGAGCUUUCAAGGCAGCUUUCUACAGAGCAAGCUGUUCUGCAGGAGUCACUAGAGAAGGAAUCUAAAGUGAACAAACGCCUGUCAAUGGAAAAUGAAGAACUUCUGUGGAAGCUGCACAAUGGUGACCUAUGCAGUCCAAGGAAACUGUCUCCCAGCUCUCCAUCUGUGCCUCUUCAGUCCCCACGGAAUUCUGGUAACUUCUCUAGUCCCACAGUAUCACCAAGAUGACAUCUCUUGAGAGAAGGAGGGGAAUGCAUUUCAUUUGUGAUCUGCAGAACUGAUCAUAGCUGACUAUGACGACUCAACAAAACUGGAAACUACUUGGUGCAAAAAUGGUGAUAAAAGACUGAGAAUAUGGGAGAAAGACGCUUGUGUUGCUCCUCCCAAAAAGACUUGUUUAUGACCUCUACAGACAUUGUUGCACAAAGCACUUACAGAGCAAGGAAAGACUUGUUCAAUUGCCUUUUCACCUAACUAUAAGAAAAAGCUCAGGGGCUUAGAGACAAAGAUCACAACCUUUAUACUAUGUUCGUUCUCACAGACACUUUUUUAAGGCUGUGUGUGUGCGUGUGCUGUGGAUGGAAUGGAUGUAACACACUGUGCGUGUGUCUAAUGUUGCCUUCUUUGCUGUGUUAAUAAAGGAUAAAAGCUGGAGACUAUA
Molecule: messenger RNA, 4342 nt
Organism: Chaetura pelagica (chimney swift)
Lineage: Eukaryota; Metazoa; Chordata; Aves; Apodiformes; Apodidae
Gene: MTUS1
Product: microtubule associated tumor suppressor 1
Exons: 15
Coding region: 1-3909 (1302 amino acids)
Cellular component (GO): cytoplasm; nucleus
Molecular function (GO): microtubule binding
Source: RefSeq, a predicted model, not a curated record